Mesorhabditis belari is the source of this 987-nucleotide messenger RNA. Lineage: Eukaryota; Metazoa; Nematoda; Chromadorea; Rhabditida; Rhabditidae. The record is from the annotation of a GenBank genome assembly.
AUGGAAAUAUUCGGGACGUUUGGAGCUCCAAAAAUACUUCAGUCCGACAACGGAAAGGAGUUCGCCAACAGAUUGGUCAAAGAACUCGUGAACCGGUGGCCAAGCUGUCGAAUAAUGCAUGGUCGUCCUCGACACUCGCAGAGUCAAGGGUCUGUGGAAAGGGCAAAUCAGGACGUUGAGAAAAUUCUAUGUACGCAAUUGAGGGAGCAACAAUCAACAAGAUGGGCUCGAAUUCUUCCGAUUGUCCAAUCAACGUUAUCACCGGGGCAUUGGGCGAUCACCUUACGAAGCAAUGUUUGGUCGAAAAAUGCAACUUGGGUUCCUGAUCAAGAAGAUGUGGAAAUCAUCGAUUGGAGUGAAUCGAUUCGGGGCGCAAUCACAGACAAUCCAACAUUUUUUCCGGAGACAGAUGACGAAGAAGAUGCUAUUGCUAUUGCAAAAGAAAAAGAAGGAGAUUUUGUUCAACGCGACAAAGAAAUUUGGCAUCAUCGCAAUGGAGCGGCUCUUCAACAACAGAAACAGGCCGAAAAUAUGCUCGAAAAAUCUAAAAACAGAUUUGGUGCUGUUGAGGUCGGACAAACUGUUCGUUUGCCAAUCGAUGCAGUGGAUCGUCCGAAAAUCGACCAUUCAACGCUCUUCGGUGUCGUCAUGGAAGAAAACCAGGGAUUCUAUCAAAUCGGCACCACCAACGGUAUUCUACAGCAAAAACUGACAAGGAAUCAAUUUGAGCCCGCCAAUAAUAACUUCCUUUCGUUCAAAGAAGUGCCACAAGUUGAAUCAACUUUUCGAGCCGCAGUAGGAUCACAAUCGCUGACUGGGACUCAAGCCGAUGCCACAAGAGCAACACCUGCAAGAAUAAGUGCUUUCUCUACAAUUGAGGAAAAUGAAACACUCGGUGGUGGACCUGUCCCCGAGAAGGAGGAAUCUGAAGCGGUCAAAUUUUGGUUCUCCUGGAACGCAGUUUUGUUUGGUCAUGGGUCUUCAGAA